This is a messenger RNA of Emericellopsis atlantica, 2110 nucleotides long. RefSeq names its product Alpha/Beta hydrolase protein. Gene Ontology annotation, cellular component: fungal-type vacuole. Gene Ontology annotation, molecular function: serine-type carboxypeptidase activity. Lineage: Eukaryota; Fungi; Ascomycota; Sordariomycetes; Hypocreales; Bionectriaceae. The record is from RefSeq and is a predicted model, not a curated record. The transcript has 2 exons. Bases 380 to 2035 code for a protein of 551 amino acids. Gene Ontology annotation, biological process: proteolysis.
AGUCGAUGUUUAUCUCGUCGUGAUCUCAAAGUUUCAUUCUUCAAAUUCAAUUGGCAUCAGACUUCCGGCGCGAUGUCGUGGAUAGCGGCUAGACCCCGGCCGAGCGACGGUUCGGCUCCGGAGCAGACAGUGCACAAACACCUGACCAGCAAUUUUACUCACAAACCUGUUAGGCCACUACGGACCGGAGAUCGGUGCCGCGCCGUUGAUCAACGGACUGCGGGGGUGUUAGUCGAAGGAUCGCUGUGCUCCCAGGCAGGAAGAUAUUACGUCGGUCAGCCCCGUCUGCCAUGGACGGUGAGCUCUCUCUCUCUCUUUUCUUCCUUCUGUGUGUUCAUACCAUAUGGUCAUUCGGUUGUGAUUGUACCCUUCGGUCAAGAUGCGUCUCUCCCAGUCUGUCCUCGCCUUGGGUGCGGCCGCCGCCUCGUCGGCUCUCGCCCAGGAACAAAAGGUUCUAAACGGCGGCAAGCUACCAACUGUUGACUUUGGUGCCAUUGACACGGAUAGCUGGUGGUCUCCCCUCGAGAACCUCUGGGGUGAGGCUUCCAGCGAGAUCAAGGCUACCUGGAACGAGGUGUCCAUGCUGGUGCCUGGUGCCCUCGAGACAUUCAAGAAGGCGACGCUCGCUCAGCCGGAGCCAGCAACAAGGCGCCCCGCGAGCGACUAUGACUUCCACGUCAAGGGCGCCGACGUCGCAGACAUCGUUGUGGAGACAGAGGGCGAGACGCACCGCAAGGUGGACGGAGAAUUGAGCGACUACGGCCUGAGGGUGAAGUCGGUCGAUCCGUCCAAGCUCAAGGUGGACGACGUGAAGCAGUACUCUGGUUAUCUAGACCAGUACGAGGAAGACAAGCACCUCUUCUUCUGGUUCUUUGAGUCUCGCAACGACCCCAAGAACGACCCCGUGAUCCUUUGGCUCAACGGUGGUCCAGGAUGCUCCUCGAUGGUGGGCUUGUUCUUCGAGCUUGGUCCCGCCCGGAUCAACGAGAAGCUGGAGCCUGUCCGCAACCCGCACGCUUGGAACAACAAUGCGUCCGUCAUCUUCAUCGAGCAGCCGGUCAACGUGGGGUACUCGCACAGCCCCAAGGCCGUCAAGGACUCGACGCAGUCGGCCAAGGACAUUUACGCCAUGCUCAGCCUGUUCUUCCACCAGUUCCCCGAGUACGCCACGCAGGACUUUCACCUUGCUGGCGAGUCGUACGGGGGCCACUACAUCCCAGCCAUGGCGGCGGAGAUCCUGUCGCACACGCACCGCAACAUCAACAUCAAGAGCGCCAUGGUCGGCAAUGGCCUCUCGGACGUGCUCACGCAGUACGCCUAUUACAAGCCGUACGCGUGCGACGGGGCGGGCGGCUGGCCGGCGGUGCUCGAGGAGCCAGAGUGCGAGGUGAUGGACAAGUCGCUGGACCGGUGCCAGUCGCUGAUCCAGCGCUGCUACGACACGGAGAGCGCCUGGACGUGCGUGCCGGCGCACCUGUACUGCAACAACGCGCUGAUCCUGCCGUAUACGCGGUCGGGCCGGAACCCGUACGACAUUCGCGACCCGUGCGAGGACGAGGCGAACCUCUGCUACACGGGCAUCAAGUACGUGACCGACUACCUCAACCAGCCCGAGGUCAUUGAGGCCGUGGGGUCCGAGGUGGACCACUACGGUAGCUGCAACUGGGACGUGAACCGGGACUUUACGCUCACGGGGGACUGGAUGAAGCCGUUCUACCGGCUGACGGCCAAGGUGCUCGAGGAGAUUCCCUUUCUCAUCUACGUGGGCGACGCCGACUUUAUCUGCAACUGGCUGGGCAUCAAGGCGUGGGUGGAGCGGCUGGAGUGGGCGCACAGGGAUGCCUUCAACGAGGCGGAGCUGGGGUUCCUGACGUAUGGCGGGGACGAGGAUGGCGAGAGGUACGGUCGCGUCAAGACGAGCCACAACUUUACGUUUGUCAAGAUCUUCAAGGCCGGGCACAUGGUGCCUUAUGACCAGCCGGAGGCGGCGAGCGACAUGAUCAACCGGUGGAUGUCGGGCGAGUGGACAGCCUGAUCUGGGGGUGGAGCGAAUACUGGUUGAAGUCUAGUGGAUGCUUGAUAGAUGUGCAAUUUGAUGGUGAUCAAUUGA